Messenger RNA from Zychaea mexicana, 1286 nucleotides. RefSeq lists its product as uncharacterized. The coding region runs from base 164 to 1045 and encodes 293 amino acids. Gene Ontology annotation, biological process: regulation of transcription by RNA polymerase II. Gene Ontology annotation, molecular function: DNA-binding transcription factor activity, RNA polymerase II-specific; RNA polymerase II cis-regulatory region sequence-specific DNA binding. The transcript has 3 exons. The record is from RefSeq and is a predicted model, not a curated record. NCBI's taxonomy places the organism in Eukaryota, Fungi, Mucoromycota, Mucoromycetes, Mucorales, Lichtheimiaceae.
CCACGCCAGAGAACAGCCCCUUUUUAGGUCGCGCAAGACCAAAACAGAUGGCUGGUGCAUAUUUAUAAAAAAAAGAACUGCUGUGCCUUUUUCUUUUCUUUUCUUUUCUACUUUACCUCUACUCCACUACUACUAACGACAUACUGAAAUAAGAGAGAAAAAGAUGCCAGCUCAUCGAUCACGAAGUAACAGCGCACAUGGCGCUAUCACCUCCACCGCAACCGCAGCCAGCUUCAGCAGCAACAGCACUAGUAGUAGUAGUAGUAAUAGUGAUAGUAGUAACAACACGGGUGCGCACAAGCCAAGAUUGUUUCAAUGCACUGGGUAUGGCGACUGUCGUAUGGUCUUUACUCGUAGUGAACACUUGGCUCGACAUGCUCGCAAACAUACAGGAGAGAAACCGUUCCAAUGCAUUAUGCCGGACUGUAACAAGAUGUUUAGCCGAUUCGAUAACAUGAUGCAACAUACGCAAACACACAGAAACCAUCAACAGCAUCAUCUUCAGCAACAACAACAACAACCUAUGCUGCGAAGACGACGUCGUAGUAGUACCUCCAGCACCUCCAGCAGCAGCAGUGAUAAUACUAGUGUUUCUAGUGUAUCUAGUGUAGCGACCUUGUCGGAUCAUGAUCCCGUGACCACCACCACCACCACCACUGCCACUGCCAACAACAGCAACAACAACAACAAAGCCAACAUUACCACAAAACGAGAGCAGCCACGACGCUUGUCCAUUGCCGAUCUUUGUAACCCUUUGAUUAACGAAGGUGGUGGUCAUCGCAGCUCCAUCAUCUGUACAACUCGUACGCAACCAUCAUCAUUGUCAUUCCCAGCAACAAAGCAGAAACAACCCAUAAUGCUGGAUGACGGUGAUGAUACAAAGUCAAAGAAGAGCAACAACAGGCCAAUGCUGCUGUUGACACCCGAUGAAAUGGAAGCACUUCAGGCGUUUGGACGUUUGCAAAGAGCGACGACGCCUGACCUUUAUGAUUCGUUACGCGAACUCGUUUCCGACCGACAACAGCAACAGUGUCCCUGUCUUUGAGAAGAGCACAGACAUUCGCCUUAAAAAACCUGCACCACCUCCAAUAUCGUUUUCUGUACUAUAUCCUUUUAUCUUUUAUAAAAAAACAAAAACAAACGAACCCUCACUUUUUAUAUGACUGCUGUACCAUUUCUUCCCUUCUUUGUUUGUUUUGAAAUUAUUAUUAUUAUUAUUAGUAUUCUGUUCAUAGUUUUCUUCUUCAUGUGUUUAUAUCCCCCCCCCCACACACACACAAUCCCCG